AUGGCUACAUUUCCAUUGACAAAAGUAGAAUUACAAACUGAUGUAUACAUGGUAUGCUUACAGCAUGCUUUAUCAACAGAAAGAUUUGAAGUAAUGGGUCUACUAAUUGGGGAUACAGAAUUUGGUGUUGCAAAAAUUGUAGCAGUUAUUAUUUUAAGACGUUUGGAUAAACAGAAAGACAGGGUAGAAAUUUCACCUGAACAGUUACUAAAAGCUGUUGCUGAAGCAGAUCGGUUAAGGGAAGAAUUAAAACGACCUGUGCAUGUUCUGGGAUGGUACCAUUCUCAUCCUCACAUUACAGUUUGUCCAUCACAUCUUGAUGUUAGAACUCAAACAACUUACCAGAUAAUGGACAAUGGUUUUGUGGGUUUAAUAUUUUCAGUAUUUUCAGAAAGCAAAGAAUCUAAGGAACAAGAGAUUUCUUUAACUUGUUUUCAAUCUCACAAUGAGAAAGCAACAGAAAUUCCAUUAGAAAUAGUACACACACCAAUAAUAUCAAAUACAUGUUUAAAAACAAUGACAGAUUUGUUAAAAAUAUUGGUGCAAGAAGAAGAAGAAAUGGCAGAAACAUACAAAGAUCAUCAGGAUAUUCUUGCCAGCAUACAUAAUAAUGCUGUAAGAACACGGACAUUGGUUCACAUAACGGAUAUAAUUACUAAGCCUUUGGUACUGACAUUUGAGAAAAGGAUAGCUUUAAAUAAAUUACGCGCUGCGUAUCUUCGGAGACAACUACAAGAAUUACAAAAAGUGUGCAGUGGAUGA
Messenger RNA from Habropoda laboriosa, 762 nucleotides. Its product is annotated as lys-63-specific deubiquitinase BRCC36-like. The record is from RefSeq and is a predicted model, not a curated record. Gene Ontology annotation, biological process: double-strand break repair. Bases 1 to 762 code for a protein of 253 amino acids. Lineage: Eukaryota; Metazoa; Arthropoda; Insecta; Hymenoptera; Apidae. The transcript is spliced from 6 exons. Gene Ontology annotation, molecular function: polyubiquitin modification-dependent protein binding; metallopeptidase activity; cysteine-type deubiquitinase activity. Gene Ontology annotation, cellular component: BRISC complex; BRCA1-A complex.